This is a messenger RNA of Salmo salar (Atlantic salmon), 8690 nucleotides long. RefSeq lists its product as uncharacterized. Gene Ontology annotation, molecular function: structural molecule activity; actin binding. Gene Ontology annotation, cellular component: cytoskeleton; plasma membrane. Gene Ontology annotation, biological process: cortical actin cytoskeleton organization; actomyosin structure organization. Lineage: Eukaryota; Metazoa; Chordata; Actinopteri; Salmoniformes; Salmonidae. The record is from RefSeq and is a predicted model, not a curated record.
AGAGGAGAAGAAGAAAGGGGAGGAAAAGACAACGAAAAAAACGCAAAAGGGGAAGAAGAAAGAGAAAGAAAAUAAAGAGGAGGAGAAGGGGAAGAAGAACGAGGCGAAUAAAGAGGUAAAGAAGAACGAGGAGAAUAAAGAGGUAAAGAAGAAAAAACGGAAGGGUAAAAAGAAAGCAGGGGAGGAGCACAAAGCAGGGGAGCAGUCCACAACAGAGGUGCAGGUGAAAGCCCCCAUCGCGGCCCCGGAGCCAGAGCUCAGAGCAGAGGGGGAGGCUGAACAGGAGAGGCAGGAGGAGCUGGUAGAGGCCCAGGACUAUCACUCCAUCAGCAGCGCAGAGACACAGCCAGCACAGGCGGAGAAGAAGGCGAACGCCGAGGUAGAGAAGGAGGCGGUAGAGGAGGAAGAGAAGGAGGCGGGAGUAGAGGAGAAAGAGAAGAAAGAAGAAACAGAGGAAGAGCCGGCCGAGCAGAUGGAGGAGGGAGAGGCGAAUGGAGGGGAGGGGGAGAACACUAAUGGAGAAGAGGAGAAGACGGCUUUAGCAGAGGAGGCCAAACCCUCCAAGCGCCCGCGGAUCAUGCAGUGUAAAGUCACCCUCCUGGACGACACUCUGUUUGAGUGUGAGCUCGGUAAACAUGCGACGGGCUCGGAUCUGUUUGUGAAGGUGUGUGACCACCUCAACCUGCUGGAGAGAGACUACUGUGGCCUGGCCGUCUGGGAUACCCCCACCUCCAGGACAUGGCUGGACGCCUCCAAAGAGAUCCGGAAACAGGUGGCAGAUUAUACAUACGAGUUCACUUUCAACGUGAAGUUCUACCCUCCUGAUCCAGCUCAGCUCACAGAAGACCUCACCAGGUACUACCUGUGUCUACAGCUGCGUAAAGACAUCCUGAGUGGCCUGCUGCCAUGCUCCUUUGUAACUCUGGCCAUGCUAGGCUCCUACACGGCCCAGUCUGAGCUGGGGGAGUAUGAUCCAGAGGUCCACGGCUCUCACUACACCAAGGAGCUGAGGCUGGCCCCGGGACAGGGCAAAGAGCUGGAGGACAAGGUCAUGGAGUUGCACCGCACAUACAGGUCCAUGAGUCCAGCCCAGGCAGACAUGUUGUUUCUGGAGAAUGCCAAGAAGCUGUCCAUGUAUGGAGUGGAUCUGCACCAAGCCAAGGAUCUUGAGGGUGUGGACAUCACACUAGGGGUGUGUUCUGGUGGUCUCAUGGUAUACAAGGACAAGCUGAGAAUCAAUCGUUUCCCCUGGCCCAAAGUCCUCAAGAUCUCCUACAAGCGAAGCAGCUUCUUCAUCAAGAUCCGUCCCUCUGAACAAGAACAGUACGAGAGCACAAUCGGCUUCAAGCUGCCCAACUACAAGGCCUCCAAGAAGCUGUGGAAGGCCUCAGUGGAACACCAUACCUUCUUCAGGGUGUCGUCCGUGGAGCCCCCGUCGUCCCGCUCCCGGUUCCUGGCGCUGGGGUCAAAGUUCAGGUACAGCGGCCGAACCCAGGCCCAGACCCGCCAGGCCAGUUCCAUGAUCGCCCGGCCCGCCCCACGCUUCACACGGUCCGCCAGCAAGAGGCUGUCCCGCACCAUCGAUGAAGCUGGAGAUGAUGAUCUCCAAGCCUCGCAGCUCUCUGCUAGUCCAAACAAGACUGAGGAUGACGAUUGGUUCUUCAUGCUGGGAUCUGACCAACCCCAGACCUUUUUUUCACCAGCCAGAGGGGGGGAGACUUUCUCUGUGGAGACUUCCACUCAGAGCUGGGAUGAUGGCAAGUCCGUCCAGACAGUCAGACAGGCAUGGCAGGAGACUGAGACAGGCCAGACGGUCAGUCGGACUGUCAGUCAGACAUGGCAGGGACGGGUGUCUGAUGAACAGCAGCAGGGGAGACUGGAGGAGGAGAAAGAGAAGGAUUGGUUUAUCCUGCUGGGAAGACAACCCUCCCUUCUUUAUGUCCCCUACCCCACGAUGAAACCGCCAGUUAAAUACCGCUCUGCCAAGGUGGCAAAGGUGGCCACGGCCAACAUUAUGGAGAGGCUGCUACAGCCAAGGCAGGAACAAAGUGAUGACUGGGUCAUGCAGUUCGACCGCAGCUUUGAGUUUGCAGACACACCUCCAUUCUCUCCCCCAGUCUCCCUGGAGAAGGAGGAGACUAGGCAGGAGAGGAGGGAGGUGAUCAAGAGGCUCCAGGGAGGAGUGUUCCUGGUGGAGAAGCUGAGGGAGGUAGAGGUGUUGGAGGAGAGACUGAGGGAGGUGAAGGUUCUGGAAGAACGGCUGCAGGAGGUGGAGGAGCUGGAGGAGAGGAUACAGGAGGAGGUAGAGGCCAGGCAGCAGCAGGAGGAGGAGGGAGGGGUAGAACAGGAGGAGGGGGCGGUAGAGGAGGAUGUGGAAGAAGUAGAUGAGUUGGAGGAGCAGAUAAAGGAGGUGUUUCUCAAAGGAUUGCUGCCAGAUGAGUCAGGGGAAGAUGAGGGACUAAAAGAGGAGAGUAUGGAAGAGGCAGAGGAAUCUGAAGAAGGGUGGUCAAAUGUGCCGAGCACCUCCACUGUGGUACGGAGCGUAGAGUGGAGGACCCAGAAUAGGGUGACUAUAGUGAAAGAGAUGAGGCAACAAGAAGGAGAGAUGGAGGAGGAGACGGUGGAACAGGUUGAGGUUUCAGACGAGGGAUUGAAAGAGGAUGAAGGAUGGUUAGAGGAGAGGAAGCGUCAGGCUUUGGAGGAAGGGUUGCCAGAGGGGCUUGAGGAAAGGAGAGGAGAGAUAAGAGUGGAAAGGAGGAGGAAGAAGAAGGUGACUAUAGUGACACAGGAUGAGAGUCUUCCAGAUGAACUAGAGAAGAAAGCAUCUGAGAAGUUGUCAGAGGACCAGAUAGGAGGCCAUUUUUAUAAAGAGGGACAACUUAUGGUGAAAUUCAAUGAACUAUUUGCGGCAGAGAAGUUAGGGUUACCGAUAGUUACAAUUCAACAGAAGAUCGCGUACAAGGAAUGGCUCCAAGAACAGGAGAUGGUCAGGGAGGAGAAACAGGAGGAGAGAGUGGAACAGGUGAAGGUUUCAGGCGAGGGAUUGAUAGAGGUGAAAGGAGGUCUAGAGGAUAGGAUGCAGCAGAUGUCAGAGGAAAGGUUGCCAGAGGCAGAGCAGACUGUGAAGAAAACCAAGAAAACGGUGAGAAUAGUGGAAGAAAUGAGGAGAACACAAAAGACACUCGAGGAAAAGUCAUCAGAGGACAUUUUAUCAGAGGAAAGGCUGGGAGAUGGUUUUUAUACAGAGGGGGAAGUUUUGGUGAAAUUCAGAAAGGAUGUGGAGAGGGUUCCACAUAGAGUCAGACAAAUGGAGAAGCCCCAAGAAGAAGAAGAAGAAGAAGAGGUAGUGGAAGUGAAUAUGCAGCCAUCCCAGCCAGAAGACAAGGACGAUUGGGUUGUGCUGCUGGACAGCCUCCCACACAAGACUCUUUAUAAGCCUCCAGUCAUGCCAGUCGACACCGCUCUGGUGCCUGUGGUCUCCACAAGAUUCUCUUUGGUGUUAGUAGACACGGUCGAGCAGAGAGCACCAGAGAGGGAAUGCAUUGAAGUGGAGGCCACACAGCAACAUCCUGAAAGGGGAUUGGUGGAAGGACGGAGACCGUGGCAAAUGCAGGAAGAUGAUUGGUUUAUGCUCUUGGACCUGGCUGAUCGUGUUUCUUCAGGUGUACCAACCACACCAGUUUCAGCUUCUUUGCAAGAGCAAGUUCAGGUGUACGUAGAGGAAACCAUCUCUUCCAUGGUUAAAGUGAUGACAGUAGUGCAGAGAGAGGAGACCAGAGUGACUGUAGUGGAGGAGAUGGAGUUACAGGAAGACCAGAGCCAUCUGGAACAGAAACCGUCACAAUCACAGAGAGAGAUGGAAGAUGAGUGGUUUGUUCUGCUGGACAUUGUUCCCAGAGAACGAUCUGUGAUUCCGUCAGUAUCUGAGGAAUGUGUGUUUGUAUCAGCUUCUGUGGAAGAGCGUAUUCCGGUAUACCCCAAGGAAAGCAUCUCCUCUGUGGUUGAGUUGAUGACAGUAGAGCAGAGAGAGGAGAGAAGGGUGACUGUAAUGGAAGAGAAGCAAGAGGAGCGACGUCAAGAAGAAGUUAUUUUUCCACCACAGCCAUCAAGAGAGAUGGACGAUGACUGGUUUGUGCAACUGGAUGUCGUGCCCAGAGAACCAUCCUGUAUAGCACCAGUCGCUCCAGCAGAGCCAACACCGGUUUCUCCAGAUGUGAUCAGCCCUGUGGUUGAGGUAAAGGCUGAAAAGCAGAAGCCAGUGGUGGUCCUGGUGGAGGAGACAAGGCCACAACAGAAACGGGAAGUAGAAGAGUGGCAGCGACAACCAGAGGGAGAUGAUGAUUGGUUUACACUGUUUGCUGAUGUCCGUGAGGAGCCGAUCAUUGUACCACCAGUUGCUCUUGGUGAGCAUACUCCGGUAUAUCCAGAUUUAAGCCAGACCACCUCUGUGGUUGAUGUGACGACCAUAGAAAAAAUGAUGAAGAAGAGGGUGACUAUUGUUGAAGAGAGGUGGGGACAGCAAGAGGAGAUACUCCAGUCAGAGAUGAUCAUCUCAGAGCAGAGACCACCAGCAGAGAGAGAGGAGGGAGAUGGCUGGUUUGUUCUGUUGGAUGCCGUCUGUGAAGAACCUGCUGGGGUUCCACCAGUUUCUCUGGCUGUUAGCGAUAGGGUAUACCCAGAGGUUGUGCCAGCCAAACAUCUGACCAUUGAGCCUGAACCAAGAGUGUUUGUGGUGGAAGCAGUCAGAUCACUUUCUGAAGACGUUGCCCUGGAGGGUAAGGCAACACAACCGCAGAGAGAGCUGGAUGAUGAUUGGUUUUUGCAGCUGGAUGUUGCCCCUAAAGUAGCAGCUGCACCAGUGGUGGUGAUUUACCCUGAUGUGAGCACCACAGCUAUUAUGGUGGUGAAGGAGACAGUGGAACAGAAACCACCAAAGACCGUGAGGAUCAUGGAAGAGACUGUUAAGAUGGAGGAGAGGCCUGUGGUAACACCUAAAGAAGUGGAUGAUGAUUGGUUUGUGCUUUGGGACCGCGCUCCCUCCGAGAUACUGACCACACCCAAGGCGUUCCACGUAGACAGAGAGGUUAUAGAGCUGGUACCCCGGAGAACAGUGGUUGUGGUGGAGGAAACUAGGAAACCACAUAGAGUGGUGGAGGGCAGACGUCAACCGGAGGUUGAACUGGUGAAAACACUGCCUCCCCAAGAGAGAGGGGAGGGUGAUGAUUGGUUCACGUUCUUUGAAGCCUCUCGUCAAGAGCCUGUGAAGAUGCCAACAGUUGCUGUGGUAACUAGACCUGCCCCUGUGGUUGACGUGAUGGUGACGAGCACAGAGCAGAGAACCCAGAAAAGGGUGACUGUAAUGGAGGAGAGGUGGAGAGAGGAGAGGACUCUGCAGCAGAGACUGCCUCAGAGACAGAGAGAGGUGGACGAUGACUGGUUUGUCCUGCUGGAUGCUGCCCCUAAAGAAUUAGUUGCUCUCCGUGAGCGUCUCCAGGACUAUACUGACAUAACUGUUGUCAAAGGUCCAGCCGCUCAGCCCAAACCCAGAGUGGUGGUUGCUGAGGAGAAGCGACCACUGUUUGAGAGGAGGGUUCUGGAGAAGAGACCAACACAACCCCAAAGAGAUGUGGAUGACGAUUCGUUUGUGUUGCGGGAUAAAAAAUCGGGUGCAGUGGUGGCCACCCACAAGGCCGCCCGUCCGGUCAGCGCCCCAGUCUUCUCCCAGGCAGCCCUGAUGGAGGCAGGGAUCCCCAUGGCCCCCCUGGACCUCCAGCAGCCCCAGACCUCCACCCCCAUCAGGCUGCCAGCCCGCCAGGACGACAGGAAGCUAGAGGUCACCGUGGAGGCGGUGGACGAGGGCUCAGCCGAGGUCAAGUCUGAGCAGACGGACACUGAGGAGCCGGUGCAAAUGAGGAAGAAAAGAGCUAAGAGAACUGAGGGUGACUCAAUUUAUAUCAGACAUAGUCUUUUAAUGUUGGAGGACUUUGAUAAGCCCCAGGAGGAUCUCAUCAGGCAUCAUACUAGUAUCAGUGAGCUGAAGAGGAACUUCAUGGCGUCUGUCCCAGAGUCCCGGGGGCCCAGCGAAUGGGACAAGCGCCUGUCCACUCACUCCCCCCUCCGCAGCCUGGGCAUCAACGGACAGCCUUUGCUCGAUGCCGACGGGAGUGUGUGUAUUACUCCUAUAAGGGAAGAGUUGGACACUAAGGCAGCGCGACAACAGGACGAGUCCAGCAGCACUCCCCCUCUGGUGCAGACCCAGACAUUCACCAUCACAGACGUGUCCAAGUCCCUCCCUACUGACGUGUCUACUAAGGAUGUCCCUAUCGUUAAGACCCAGACGGUCACCUACGAGUCUGCAGAGGUGUCAGUUGACGGGACAGACGGGGGGAAAGAGGCCACAGCACUGAGCAGCAUUCAGACCAUUCCCUCAGAGAGCAGCAGGGAAACCAGUGGCACCUCUGUUACUACCACCACCACUCGCAUCUCCAAGGUGGUGAAAGGAGGAGUGUCAGAGACCAGAGUGGAGAAGAGGAUCGUCAUCACUGCUGACUCAGAGGAUGACCAGGGAAGCGACGGUGGAGCAACAGCAAUGUGAUUCAGCUGAACACAGUCAGGGAGCAGCCCUAUGGAUCUGAUGCUCAAGACACCAAAGGACUAACCUCCCUGUCCCAGAGCCACCCCCACCUCCUCAACCCACACUGACAUUGUGUCCUGACUGGUCCCCUCCAGAACCACCGUGGUUGCAUCUCAAAUGGCACUACUUUUGACCAGAGACCUGGUUAAAAGUAGUGCACUAUAAAGGGAAUAUGGUGCCAUUUGGGAUGCACCCUGGUGUGUCCCUGCCCAGUGGGAUAUGAACAGGCCAGGGAGAAAGCCUAUUGUGUCCUCUCUUUCCAUACUGCUGUUCUGACUGUAUGGUGGCUUCAUGUUGGUCUAUUCCACUCAAACCUCAUAUUUCGCCAAAUUACUAUUUUUUUGUUUUAUUGUAGUAGGAAAGAUGAACCUUUUCAGUUCUAAGAGCAUUUAGGUAAUUUGCUUUUAAAUGUUUAUUUACAACAUAUUUUUCUGUCGUUUGUAUUGCUACUACUGUAUCAUUGAGUUUAAGUGUGGACUCAGCGAUAUGACGGAGAUGCAGAAAGUAAACAGCGUAGUGGGUCAAUUUCAGCAAAACAACUAAGAGCGUUGAAGUGAGAGGCUCAACUUCUCCGCUGUUUUGGUGCCAUGGUUCCAACGCUGUGAAAAGAGUGAAGCGAACCCGUGCACAUGCGCAGAUACUGUGUGAGAGCAAAGUCUUGCAUCUCGCUCAUCUCAACAUCUGCGGUGCUGGUCGAGGCAACGGCAUUUUACUGAGUCUCCCUUUAACAUGCUCAUUUUGAUAGAAAUGCACUGUUUUCAACUGAGCUUUAAGUAAUAACAUUAUCAGACUUUUUCAAUCAGAUUAAGAUGCUGGACAGAAACUAGAUGUAUUUUUGGAAAGGGAUAACUCCUUUGAGUUUGUUUACGUUUAUAAUUGAGGAAUAUUAUUUUUUUAUUGAAUAUUCAAAUUGAAAUUACAUACCUCACUUAAAAGUAUUGAACAAAGAUAUUGCAUACUCAAACAACCAUGCCUGUUUUGGAUUUGUUCUCUGCUCAGGUAAAAUAUCUCUUUCUUAACCAGCCAAGUUAACACGCGUAAUACUACUAGGUCAGGCCACGAUGACCCUCGUUAGAAACUUUGACGUGAUGACAACUGUUUUGAAAUGUUUACUCUAUUUUAUAGCAUUACUGCUUUUAUAGUAUUUGUACAAAAUUAGGUUUUUAAGUUAUUGAAGUUCAUAUCCUACUCAUUGGUAGCUUCUCAUAUCAAUAUUGUUAUUAUUUUUUUUUUUUUACACCUUGAAUUUGGGAGUGCCCCCAUGUUUCCCAGUACGUAUUCAGCGUUGUUUUUUCUUCUUUUAACGCACCAUUGACCUCUAGGACUGCCCCAUGCAGUCUGAUGUGAGAGCAAUGGAAAGUCCCACCGUGUUUUGUCCCUUAAAAUGAUUUUAGAUAGAAACGUGAUUGAUUUUCAAACCUGUUGUUGAUUUGAUGAAACAAUGCUUUAGUCUGUUUCUCAGGGUUUAUGUCUUUAUCAAUACUGCAAGACAAAACCCCUCUGUAUAUGAUUGUAUGAAGAAUGUUCAGUCUUAAUGUACAUUCUAGCCCUGCAGAUGGGUCCAAAUGAUACUCAGCUCUUAAACACAGUAGUACAUGUGCAAGAUGUAUUUAUCACUAUCAAAAGGCAGCUGUCCCAGUAUAUGUGGCUUUUCUUUCAUAUAGGGGCACAUAUUUUGUCCAUGUUCUACCAUCAUUUCUUUGUAGACUGUUUCAUGUGAUUCUUUUUAAAACACGAGUCUGUUUGCAGGCUUUUAGACACAGAAGUCGCAUUCAUAAUCAUCUAGUUUGUAAAUCUUUCUUACCACUUGCUGUACCCUUUCCUUUUGUAGAUCAGACAAAGAUACGUGUAUGAGAACCCUUUUAGAGAAUGACAAUAGCAGACCUUUCUUCCCCUCUGAAGAAGUUUGUGAAGGUGGCACAAACUAUUAGCUAGAAAGAUCUUGAGGGCAUGAACUAGAAUCUCAGCGGAACCCUUCGUUUUUAGAUUUGUAAUCAUAUUGUUGCUUUUGUGACAUUCCUGUCUUAAAAUUAAAUAAACUUAAUUAAAACCUGAA